Hibiscus syriacus is the source of this 1399-nucleotide messenger RNA. RefSeq names its product ranBP2-type zinc finger protein At1g67325-like. The coding region runs from base 126 to 992 and encodes 288 amino acids. Lineage: Eukaryota; Viridiplantae; Streptophyta; Magnoliopsida; Malvales; Malvaceae. The transcript has 10 exons. The record is from RefSeq and is a predicted model, not a curated record.
UAAAAUAGGGGUAUAGCUCUCUCACCGCCCUUUUAUCGCAGGUAGGGCAAAUUCCUCUUCCCCCUCUCCCCUUUCGAAUCUUAAUACAGAAACAGUCAUUAUCUCCCUGUAUCGCCACCGCCUCAAUGUCUCAGGUUGACAAUAGAAACUCUUCCGCAGCGAAGCGUGCUAGAACCGAUGGUAGUCGUAGAGAAGAUGAUUGGACAUGCCCUAGUUGUGGGAAUGUUAAUUUUUCAUUUAGAACUACUUGCAAUAUGCACAAUUGCACUCAACCUAGGCCAGCUGUUCAUAAUUCAAAAUCUGCAGGCAAGCCUCUCCAAGCGCCACAAAGUUACUCGUCAUCUACUCCUUAUGUAGGUUCUGGACCACCAUCUUCAGUGUAUCUGGGUGUACCACCAUACGGUUCUUCCCUCUUCAAUGGUUCAUCUGUUCCUCCUUAUGAAGCUCCUUUUUCUGGAGGACCGGCUUAUCAUUACAAUUAUGGCAGUCGUCUUUCUGUUGGCAGUCCCUACCGGCAGCUGCAUGCGCCUACUGGACCACCCUCUUAUUCUAGUGGGCCAAUGAUAGGGAAUGGUAUUGGUGGGAUGUAUGGCUUGCCCCCUUUGAUGGACCGGUAUGGCCUGGGGUUUCCCAUGCCCCCUCCUCCAAUGGGACCGAGGCCAGGAUUUUUUCCAGAUGAUAAAUUACACAAAAAGGGUGCAGAUGCUACACGUGAUGAUGAUUGGAAAUGCCCAAAAUGUGGGAACAUUAACUUCUCCUUCAGAACUGUGUGUAACAUGCGGAAAUGCAGUACACCUAAACCUGGAUCUCAGACUCCAAAAUCAGAUAAAAGCUCAAAACAAAAGAUGCUGGAGGGAAGUUGGAAGUGUGAGAAAUGUAGCAAUAUUAACUAUCCGUUUAGGACAAAGUGCAACAGACAAAAUUGUGGGGCUGAGAAACCAGCCGAGUCAAAGAAGUCCCCCUCACCAACUGCAAAUGAGGAUGAUCAGUGAGUACUAGGACAUGUUUGAGGGUUGAGAAGGUCCAGAGUUAUCAUCCACCAUUGCUCAAUAUGGGUGUCUGAAAGUCAGUCUUGUCAUCCUUAUAUUGCAGCGAUUGUCAAGUUUCUCUUCCUUCUCAUGAUCAGUGUCCAGUUUUUGUAUUAAUACUAUGGGACUUGUGGUCUUUAUGGAUUGUUGCUGCAUUAUGUGUUAGCCAUCUCAAUCCGAAAAAUGUUUACAGGUUGGUUUCUGUUAGGUUGGUUUUGUAUUUUGCAAUCAGCUCAGCUAUUCUAGUGAGCAUGUUACUGUGAAUUUAGAUAUAUUCGUAGUAGGUAAAGACACUGCAGAUUGCACGUUUGUCGGUUUCAUUCAGUUCCGCUGUCUGUGUUGGGUUGUCGUUGUGUCAACCAAAAUCUUUU